CCGCUUCGGCCCGUGAGGACCGAGCGGCUGCAGUGGCAGACGUGCUGGGAACUGCAGGCUGCAACCCUGGGGGACGCCCCAAGGGACAAGGGGAGUCAGGAAAGCCUGACUACCCCCUUUCAGGUAGAAAAAGAAACGGCACUCUUUUUCCCAGGGAGGACACGAAAACCCCUCCCGUCUGAAACCGCCUUCGGUUGGCUUGUACAGACACCAACCGGGCAAAGUUGUUUUUGUGUUGCUGUGUUUUUGAUGUUCAUUGUUCUGUUUUUGUUCGUUACGUGGACCUCAUUUGACGGGAUGGGACAGACUAUGACGACCCCCCUCUCUUUGACCUUAGACCACUGGACUGAAGUGAGAGCGAGAGCGCACGAAUUGGCGGUAGAAAUAAAAAAAGGGCGUUGGCAGACUUUUUGCACCUCUGAGUGGCCCUCCCUCAAUGUGGGUUGGCCCCCUGAGGGGACGUUUAAUCUAACUGUUAUCCUCGCGGUGAGGGCUAUUGUUUUCCAGGAGAGACCGGGGUCCCAUCCUGACCAACGACCAUAUAUUACAGUGUGGCAGGAUCUGGUGCAGAACCCACUCCCGUGGGUUAAGCCAUGGGUAAAAGCAGAAAAACUAAGCCCCCGAGUCCUGGCGCUGCAGGAUGCGGAGACACGGCAAAAAUCGAAAUGCCCCCCCCCCCCCGGGGUCUACCCUGAGAUUGAGCCUCCUCCCGAAUGGCCCCCUUUCUCGCCUCCUCCUUACCCCUCCCCCGCUCCAGGAUCGCAAUCAGGACGGAGGGCGACUGGCUCGGGUCCCUCUGCUGGAACCCGAAGCCGCCGCGGAGCCACUCCGGACGGGCCUGAUACCACGGUGGCGCUCCCGCUAAGAGAGUAUGGAGCUCCUGCGGGGCCCAACCAGCUGUCACCCCUCCAGUACUGGCCUUUCUCUUCCUCAGACCUGUAUAACUGGAAAAAUAACCAUCCCCCCUUUUCAGAAAACCCCGCCGGAUUAACUGCCCUGAUAGAGUCCCUAAUGUUUUCCCAUCAGCCCACUUGGGAUGAUUGUCAACAGCUCUUACAGGCACUCUUUACCACGGAGGAGAGAGAAAGAAUCACACAGGAAGCAAGAAAGAAUAUCCGAGGCACCAACGGGCAGCCGGCAACGAUAGCGGAAGCGGAAGAAGGGUUUCCGCACAACCGGCCCAAUUGGGACUAUAACACGGCUGAAGGUAGGGAGGCGCUGUCUGUUUAUCGCCGGGCUCUAGUGGCGGGUCUCCGAGGGGCCGCAAGGCGGCCCACCAAUUUGGCUAAGGUAAGAGAGAUCCAGCAGGGGCCCACUGAACCUCCCUCCGUUUUCCUAGAACGAUUGAUGGAGGCUUACCGCAGGUAUACGCCCUUCGACCCAUCCUCGGAAGGGCAAAAGGCCUCUGUCAUUAUGGCCUUUAUUGGACAGUCUGCCCCAGAUAUAAAAAGGAGAUUACAAAGGCUAGAGGGGCUGCAGGACUACGACUUGCGGGACGUGGUAAAGGAGGCUGAAAAGGUGUAUCAUAAAAGAGAGAGUGAGGAGGAAAAGCGAGAGAGAGAGAGAAGGGAGGCUGAAGAGAGGGAAGAUAAGAGAGAUAGGAGACAAGAGAAGAAACUGACCAAAAUACUGGCCGCAGUGCCUUGCCGGUCUCCUUGGAACACCCCUCUCCUGCCUGUAAAAAAGCCUGGAACUGCUGAUUAUAGGCCGGUCCAGGAUUUGAGGGAAGUGAACAAGAGAGUGCAGGACUUACACCCUACUGUGCCAAACCCAUACAGCCUACUCAGCUCCCUCCCCCCAUCACGGAAAUGGUAUACUGUCCUGGACCUGAAAGAUGCAUUCUUCUGUCUGCGGCUGCACCCAAAGAGCCAAUUACUUUUUGCUUUCGAGUGGCGCGACCCUGAUAUGGGGAUCGCUGGACAACUGACUUGGACAAGACUGCCUCAAGGGUUUAAAAACUCCCCCACCCUGUUCGAUGAGGCCCUCCACAGGGAUUUGACUGACAAUAGGGUUAAAAACCCUCAAGUGACUCUUUUACAGUAUGUAGAUGAUCUACUGUUGGCGGCGGAAACCCCGGGAGACUGUGAGGAAGGAACCAAGCGCCUCCUGGCCGAGUUGGGUGAGUUGGGGUACCGGACGUCAAAGAAGAAGGCACAAUUGUGCCAGGAGAAAGUAGUCUACUUAGGCGACACACUAAAAGACGGCCAAAGGUGGUUAACCGACGCCCGGAAAAAGACUGUGACUUAAAUCCCGGCCCCAACCUCCGCUCGCCAGGUAAGGGAAUUCCUGGGGACGGCCGGUUUCUGCCGGUUGUGGAUCCCAGGGUUUGCUACCCUGGCUGCUCCACUGUACCCAUUGACUAAGGAAAGUGGGAACUUUGUCUGGACUCUAGAGCACCAGAAGGCUUUUGAGACUCUAAAACGGGCAUUAUUAGAGGCACCCGCGUUGGCCCUACCAGAUUUGACCAAGCCCUUCACCUUGUAUGUAGAUGAAAGAAAGGGAAUCGCCCGGGGAGUCCUAACUCAAGCCCUUGGGCCCUGGAAGCGCCCAGUCGCAUAUCUAUCAAAAAAACUGGAUCUGGUAGCCAGUGGAUGGCCUUCCUGCUUAAGGGCGAUUGCCGCCACUGCCCAGCUGGUAAAAGAUGCAGAUAAGCUAACUCUGGGCCAACAGAUAACCAUAGUAGCCCCCCAUGCCUUGGAGAGCAUUAUCAGACAGCCUCCAGAUCGAUGGAUGACUAACGCCCGGAUGACUCACUACCAAAGUCUGCUCCUAACUGAGAGAAUUACCUUCGCCCCACCGGCCAUCUUAAACCCGGCCACACUACUGCCCGAAGCAGAUGAUGAAGUACCUGUUCACCAAUGCGGCGACAUCUUAGCAUCAGAAACGGGGACCCGACCCGAUCUGCCAGAUGAGCCAUGGGCUGGAGCCCCUAAUUGGUACACCGACGGCAGCAGCUUCAUGGCAGAAGGUAAGAGGAUGGCUGGGGCGGCUGUGGUAGACGGGAAAAAGACUCUGUGGGCAAGCCGCUUGCCGGAAGGGACUUCUGCACAAAAGGCUGAGCUUAUCGCCCUGACACAGGCGUUAAGGUUAGCUGAAAAUAAGACUGUGAAUAUAUACACGGACAGCAGGUAUGCCUUUGCUACUGCCCAUGUUCAUGGGGCUAUUUAUAAACAAAGAGGGCUGCUUACCUCGGCCGGAAAAGAUAUCAAAAAUAAAAAAGAGAUUCUGGGCCUCCUAGAGGCUAUACAUUUGCCUAAAAAGGUGGCAAUCAUCCAUUGCCCAGGUCAUCAGAAAGGCACCGACCCCAUAGCUCAAGGGAACCGCUUAGCAGAUUUGGAAGCCAAGCGGGCGGCACUAGGACCUAUGGUCCUGACUCUCCAGGGAGCUAAGGUCAGCAAAGCUGCCUCCGGUGGGGAACUAACUAAAGAAGAGAAAGUCCUUUCCGUUGCAGAAGGGCGAGAAUAUCUAUCACAUCUACACCGGCUAACCCACUUGAGCCCUCAGAAACUAAUUAAAAUUAUUGAGGCCUCCCCGUACCAGGUACCAGAUUUGAGAAAGGCGGCUGAGGAAAUUUAUAAGGAUUGUAGAGCUUGCGCUCUCACAAAUGCUGCAGUUACCAAAUACCGCACUGGACAUAGACUCCGGGGAGAUAGGCCCGGAACUUUUUGGGAGAUAGACUUUACUGAAAUCAAACCGGCCCGGUAUGGAAAUAAAUAUCUUCUAGUAUUUGUAGAUACCUUCUCGGGAUGGGUAGAGGCUUUCCCCACCCGAAAAGAGACUGCCUCUGUAGUAGCCAAGAAGAUAUUGGAAGAAAUCCUCCCGAGAUUCGGGAUCCCAAAGGUAAUUGGAUCUGACAACGGUCCUGCAUUCGUUGCCCAGGUAAGUCAGGGACUGGCCAGUCAACUGGGGAUCAAUUGGAAAUUACAUUGUGCUUAUAGACCCCAGAGCUCAGGCCAGGUAGAAAGGAUGAAUAGAACAAUUAAAGAGACCCUAACUAAAUUGUCCAUAGAGACCGGCGAUAGUGACUGGACAGCCCUCCUGCCCUUUGCCCUGUUCCGCGUCCGGAACACCCCACAGGGACCCUUAAAACUUACACCCUUUGAGAUCCUCUAUGGAACCCCUCCCCCUUUGGCACAAAUAGGGAUACAUGACCCUGACAUUGUACCUUCUAUACCUUUGUCAGCCCGCUUGAAAGCACUCGAGGCUGUCAGGCGCGACAUCUGGAACCAGCUAAAAGAGGCUUACCAGCCUGGUGAUCUGCUCAUCUCGCACCAAUUCCAGGUUGGGGACUCUGUCCUUGUGAAACGACAUCGGACGGGGUCAUUAGAGCCACGUUGGAAGGGGCCCUACGUGGUGCUCCUCACUACACCCACAGCAGUCAAGGUGGACGGUAUAACUUCCUGGGUUCACGCUACACACGUAAAGAAGGCACCCCAGAAUGCAGCAGAUCUCUGGAAGGUGGAAAAGACUGAUAACCCUCUUAAGCUGCGUUUGCGUCAUGGGAACGGCAAGCAGGUCGUCCAAUCCUAAUCCCCACGCUCCUCAACUGCUCACGUGGCAAGUCGUCUCCCAGGUAGGAGAUAUAACCUGGUCAAUCCAAAAAACUGCUUCCCCUUGGACAUGGUGGCCAGACUUACACCCUGACCUUUGUAAACUGGCUAUAGGAACCCCCGACUGGGAUUUCAUGGGUCGACGAGGGGGGGCAAAACAAGCCAGAGGAUGCCACUCCCCCCAUCGCAAGGGUAAACUAAAGGCAU
Molecule: messenger RNA, 4757 nt
Organism: Diceros bicornis minor
Lineage: Eukaryota; Metazoa; Chordata; Mammalia; Perissodactyla; Rhinocerotidae
Biological process (GO): DNA integration; virion assembly
Molecular function (GO): RNA-DNA hybrid ribonuclease activity; nucleic acid binding
Source: RefSeq, a predicted model, not a curated record